GUUAAGCUCAGUGCAGGACGCAAGAAGAGCAUAGGUCUCACGCACACUGAAGAAUGGAAACUGAUUGUUACAGCUCUUGACUUUUUUUUAAAUGUUGUUUUAUUGCGUUUCUUCUAGUAUAUAAAAAUGAGAGUGCCUGUCAUUCAGGAUUUCAGGGUGGGUGAGAGUGAGGAGGAGGAAGAUGAGGAAGAAGAAAAGGUAUUCUGUAAGCCUGUUAUUGAGGACAGAAACAUGGAAUUGGCUAAAAGAUGCACUGAACUGAUAAGUGAUAUACGCUAUAAAGAAGAGUAUGAAAAAUCUAAAGGGAAGUGCAUAUUUGUUCCUGACACUCCUCAGCUAAAUCACGCGAAAAAUAUCAGUGCUUUUAUUUCUGAGGCAAAGUACAAAGGAUCUGCUAAGAAAGACCUCUCUGACUCUAUCUACAAGCAAAUGCCAGCCACAAUUGAUAGUGUUUUUGCAAAAGAAGUUACACAGCUUCAGAGCAAGGUACUCUACAGACAGAAGCAUGAUGCUGAAAAAGGGACAUCCAGUUAUGCUCACAUGAAGGAGCCUCCAGAUGUUAUGCAUGCCAUGGAAGUCAAUAAACAUCAGAGUAAUGUGUCGUAUAAAAAAGAUGUGGAAGAUAUGCAUAGAUACACUGAGGUGCUGAACAGGCCAGACAUAAAGAUGGCAACAGAGAUAACAAAGAUAAUAAGCAAUACUAUGUAUAAGAAAGGAAGAGGAGAAAUGAAUAAGGAGUCUGCUGUACUUGGAAGACCAGAUUUCGAGCAUGCUAAAGAAGUUUCUAAACUUUUAAGCCAAGUUAAAUACAAAGAGCAGUUCAAUAAAGAAAUGAAGAGUCACCAGUAUAAUCCUCUUGACAGUGCUGCUUUCAAACAAGCACAGAUUGCAGCUACUUUGGCAAGUGAUGUGAAAUACAAAAAAGAUAUGAAAAGUUUGCGUGAUCCAGUUUCAGACUUACCAAACUUGCUGUAUUUAGAGCAUGCUUUAAAUAUCAGCAAAACGCAUAGUAAUUAUGAAUACAAGAAACUGUUUGAGAGAAGCAAGGGACUUUAUCAUUUUGCCUUGGACACAGCUGAACAGAUGCACCACAAAGAAAAUGCUGUGCUCCAAAGUCAGGUGAAAUACAAAGAGGAUUAUGAAAAAUCGAAAGGCAAAUCAAUGCUGGAGUUUGUGGAUACACCAAUUUAUCAGGUUUCAAAGGAGGUUCAAAAGAUUCAAAGUGAGAAAGCUUAUCGCAAAGAUUUUGAAGAAAUGCUCAAGGGAAAAGCAACAUUGGAUUUAGACAAGACUCCCGAAUUUUUGCACAUAAAACAUGUCACCAAUCUUCUCAAAGAGAAAGAGUAUAGAAAAGAUUUUGAAGAAGGGAUUAAAGGAAAAGGACUGACUGUGUUUGAAGAUACGCCAGAUUUGAUUAGAGUGAAAAAUGCAGCCCAGAUCCUAAAUGAGAAAGAAUACAAAAAAGAUCUAGAGACUGAAAUUAAAGGCAAGGGCAUGCAAGUGGGCACAGAUACUCCUGAAAUACAACGUGUCAAGAAAGCUUCUGAAAUUGCAAGCCAGAAGGAAUACAAGAAAGAUCUAGAGACUGAAAUUAAAGGAAAGGGAAUGCAAGUGGGCAUGGAUACCCCUGAAAUACAACGAGCUAAAAACGCUUCUGAAAUUGCAAGCCAGAAAGUAUACAAGAAAGACUUGGAGACUGAAAUUAAAGGGAAGGGGAUGCAAGUUGACACAGAUACCCCUGAGAUACAGCGGGUCAAAAGAGCUUCUGAAAUAAUAAGCCAGAAAAUGUACAAAGAUGAAGCAGGGAAGAUGCUCUGUAAUUACUCUGCUGUACCAGAUACUCCAGAAAUUGAAAGGAUUAAGAAUACUCAGAGAAACAUUAGUUCGCUGUUUUAUAAGGAGGAAGUAGGUGCUGGAACUGCAGUAAAAGAGACUCCCGAGAUUGAACGAGUAAAGAAAAAUCAGCAGAAUAUUAGUUCAGUAAAGUACAGAGAAGAACUUAAACAAGCCACAGCUAUUUCUGAUCCCCCAGAAUUAAAGAGAGUCAAGGAAAACCAGAAGAAUAUUAGCAAUGUCCAGUACAAAGAGCAGCACUGUAAAGCUACAUCUGUGAUUGUCACCCCUGAGAUCGAGAGAGUCAAGAAGAAUCAAGAAAAUGUCAGCAUGGUAAAGUAUAAAGAAGAGAUUAAACAAGCCACAACUAUUUCUGACCCCCUGGAAUUAAAAAGAGUUAAGGAAAACCAGAAGAAUAUUAGUGAUGUCCAGUACAAAGACCAGCUCUGCAAAGCUACACCUGUGAGUGUCACUCCUGAGAUUGAGAGAGUGAAGAAGAAUCAAGAAAAUGUUAGCAUGGGAAGUUGCUUUAUUUUUUCUUAUUGUAUCUCAAGCAUUAGCAGUUUCUUACAAAUUCACUAUAGAAAGCAGCCUGGCAAAGCUACUGCUGUGAGUGUCACUCCUGAGAUAGAAAGAGUCAAGAAGAAUCAAGACAAUAUCAGCUUGGUUAAGUACAGCAGUGAUCAGAGGCAGAUGAAAGGUAGACCUAGUGUGAUUCUAGACACACCUGAGCUAAGGCAUGUCAGAGAAACACAGAACAACAUCUCAAUGGUGAAAUAUCAUGAAGAUUUUGAGAAGACAAAGGGCAGAGGUUUCACUCCAGUGGUGGAUGAUCCUGUGACGGAGAGGGUGAGGAAAAACACUCAGGUUAUGAGUGAUGCUGCAUACAAAGGAGUCCAUCCACAUAUAGUCGAAAUGGAUAGGAGACCUGGAAUAAUUGUUGAAGACCUCAAAGUUUGGCGCACAGAUCCUGGGUCCAUCUUCGACAUUGAUCCUCUGGAAGACAAUAUUCAGUCUAGGAGUCUGCGUAUGCUUUCUGAAAAAGCAAGCCAUUACAAUAAACAGCAUUUCCAUUCUACCAGUGCUAUUGGCAUGAAUCUGGGGGAUGACAAAUUAGAUGGUUCUGAGAUGAACUCUAGCUUUUCUUACAGCAGUGAGGUAACAAGGCCAUCUGAUGAAGGAGCCCCUGUGCUUCCUGGGGCAUAUCAGCAAAGUCAGUCACAAGGGUAUGGAUACAUGCACCAGACCAGUAUGUCAUCGAUGAGGUCAUUGCAUUCCCAGCCACAUUCAGCAGGCCUGAGAACAUACAGAGCUAUGUAUGACUACAGUGCUCAAGAUGAAGAUGAAGUUUCCUUCAGGGAUGGUGACUAUAUCGUCAAUGUGCAACCAAUUGAUGAUGGCUGGAUGUAUGGUACUGUUCAGAGAACUGGGAAAACAGGAAUGCUUCCAGCAAAUUAUAUUGAGUUUGUUAACUAGUUUUUGUCUCUAGUCCUUUAAGCUUUACUCAAAACUUAACCUUUUAAAAAAAUCAGAGAAAACUUUUAUGACCACACACUCCUUACUUUGUCACUGUUAUAACAGUCCAUAUUCACAAGCAUAAGCCAACAUACUGGUCCUUUACUGAAAAAAAAAUCAAUAAGAAGCUUUGAGCUUGAAAACAGCAUUGCUUAAUAAUAAUGCUCUCUAAAACCAUCAUGUGGAAGACUGGUGUUGCUAAUCAUGUAAAGGUUUCUGUCAAUUAAUUGUAAAGGAGAAAUGCCUUUCCCAUAGAUAUAAAGAGGUUCUUUCUCUUUUAAACAUAACCAUAAAAUGGAUUCUUUUCUUAUAUCACUUUGCAGUCACAAGAAACUUAAUACUCUUAGUUUAAUAACACUCUCUAAUAAUGUGAAAGCUCUUUAACAUUUGAGCAGUUAAUAUGCGAAUUAAAAUGACAAGUCAACAAUUUUAAAUAAUGGCGGGUAACAUACUGGUAGAAACCCUACUGCCCAGCAGCCUUAUACGUAACUUGAAAGUCUGCUUUGACAGUGAAAAAUUCUCAACUCCCACUUGCCCACACAAUUUCAUUCAUUGCUGGAUCUUCCAUUUGCUCUCAUUCAUGACUGUGACCUUCCCUUCUGUCAGUUUGGCCUGCUACCUAAUUCAUCAGUUGUAACCAUUCCUUGAUUCAUGGCAUAUUGGUAUCUUUUACACAGAACAUUUCCCAUAGGCACUAUCCAGAGUGCAAAACCUAAUUGCCACCUCUUCUAUUUCCCUUUAAUAAUACUUAGCAUUUAGAUAGCAGCUUCCAUUAAAGCACUGUACAUGCAAUAAUUCACUUCACUUCCUUUAUCCUCCUCUGUAUUACUGCUGUAAAUAGCCAGUCUGGGGCCCACAUGACAUGUGGCAACAUGAAACACAUAGCUACAUUCCUUGUUCUAACAUGCGACUAACUUAAUGGUAACUUUGCUGACAAGCUGAUAUUCCCACCUCUGCUGCAUCUCCAUAAACAAGUUGAGAGAAGCUCUUAUUUUGUACUGAAUUUGAGUCCAGUGGCAUACACCUUCAGUUUCUUCCAAAACUUUCCCAUUGUAUAUGUGAAGCCAUUUGGUUAUCCCAAAAUGGGCUAUACCCAUACAAAAUGAUUAAUGAAAGACAAAUGUCAUUGACCUCUGCUGAUGCUCAUGGUAGCACCACAGGAAUGCUAAGCAUACAACUGUUCUACCAGUUCUGUUCCACCUUCCUUCUUUACCUAAGGAUAAAAAAGGAAAGCUAUCAGCUCUUUUUUUUCAGGUAUUUUUUAUCCUUAGAUCUAACAGAACCCUUCAUUCCUGCAUAAAAAGUCUUCAGAUUUUGGUUUCAGUACUAAAAUGUAAAUAUUAUUGUCCCAACUUUUAUGCAACUUCAUUACUUCUCUUCUACUUUAAGCCACAUUCAGACCAAGCUAAAGGAGAAAAAUAGUACCAGCUGCAAUCUUUCUGGCUUCAAUUUUCUGAGACAUUAUCAGGACACUAUCUAGAAUGCAGCCAUAUUGCAGCCAUGACGAUUUUGUUCCUGAUAAACUGUCGGCUAUUUUUUCCAGUGCUCCUUCAGCUUGGGGUCAGGAUUGAAGGAUUCAUUGGUAUCUCAGUAGUGAGAUGUAACAGGUGAGAUGCUUUAUCACUGAAGUUCCAGUCCUGAAAUAGAAACCUAGUGUCAGAUACUCCAUCACAAAGCUCCAUUGACUUUAACUGGACUCCUCUUGGAUGCUUUGUUCCUGCCAUGUUGUUCUCCUUACAGGAUUCUCACCUAAGUCAGAGGGAGCACAAAAUCCUGUAAACCUUCAUGGGGAAUGUGUAUGUGUUUAAGGAACACAUAUGGUUGUUUUUUAUUCUGAUGGUUCAUAAAUACUCAUGUAUUCAGACAUGAGUUAAAAAUACUAGCCAGAGAGCUGCCAUUUGAAAUUUGGCAAGUGUGCCAGUGAUCUUGUAUGUAUUAGAUUUACAAAAUAGAGACUAAGUUAUACUAUGUUUUUAGAGAAUUUUAUAUUUCUGGUUUCACAAAGUCACCAAGCUGGCACUAUUUCAUUUAACAGAAAUGAAGGAAAGCAAUAAGUAUUCAUGAUGGGAGAAAAAAACCCCAAAACAAACAACAGCCACCCCCAGCCCCUGAAACCCUGUUAGUGCUAGAUAGCUGCCAGCUCUGCUUUGCAUAAUAUUUAAAAACAACGAGUUCAUGCAAUUCCACUGGAUAGUUAACUAGGUGGCCUAUCCAAAGCUGGCAGACAGAGAACAAUAACUUUCAAUGAUUAUGUUUAAAAAAUAUAGUAGUGAGUCCAUAAAUAUUGAAAAGUAAGUGGGGUACCUAUAUUUUCUUGUCAGAUAACUCAUUUUAAGGAUGAUACUUUUGGGGUUCAGGAGCAUGUCCUGAGGUGGUUAAAACCAGGAAAAAUAACUCAGUAAGGAUGGAACUUUUUUGUUCCAUAGAUAGGCCUGAGUCUGCAACUACUGUGCUUUUAAUAUUCUGUGGAAGACAGCAUGAGUUUUGCUUAGGGAGCAGCUGCAGCCACAGGCCCUUAUCCUUUAUUGUAGACUUCCAUAACAAAUUUGCUAGUUUUGCAAGUCAAGCAACUUCUUUCAAACUGCUGAUACUUUAAGCCAAGUCUAAAAGCUCUCUGAAAAGCAGUCUGGUUUUGCAUUAGCUAUAAUCACCAGUCUUCAACAACAGAUAAGAAAAUCACACUUUAUGAUGGUUGGCAAAUUUUUCUGAUGAGUCUGAGGUAGAACUGGAUAUCACUUGCUGUUGUGCUGCUAUUUUAGCUUUGUAGUGCUGACAACAGUAAAAAUAAGUUGUCAGUGUGCUAAGCAGAUAUAAAUAAAAGGAUGCAUAAGGAACAGAUAUAUAUAGUAUCAAGUUGCUGUUUUUAGUGUCUUAAAAAGAAGCCCAUAAUCACACUAGCAUUCUUCACGUUAGCUUGGAAGAUAAAUAUUUAGUAUUGAACUCUGUAUGUAUGUUAAAAAGGAAAUUCAGAAAUAAGUAUUUUAUGAAAUUAGAAGACUAUGUUAUGCUAAGCAGUGGAAAUAAAAUUAUCUUUUUGAAUUUUGAAUAUUCUAUAGCCUGGCAAAGUAUUUAAAGCAAUUUCCAAAAUAAAAAAGGUCAAGAAAACAAAACAGUAUGUGAAUCAUAUUUCUCUUGAGAAUGGUAUAUCAUCAUAAUUACUGAUCUCUGUUUAAAAUAAUGAAUGUUUAGCAUUUCUUGUAGUGAAAUCUUUUACUAAUUCAUGCUCAUUUAGCUUUUAUUUUAAUAUACAACAAACUAAAUUCUCAUUACAGAGCACUGUUAUUAGCAGAGUUUCUCAUUUCUCAGAAUGUGUGCGCCCAGUUAGCAAAAUCUUUUGAGAUCCAAAAUAUUUUCUGUACAAAAUCUCACGUGAACACUCAAAAUUUGCAAGCUCAGUUUCUUACAAGGAGUUUCUUAGGCCGUGCUAGUAUGCAGUGGAAUGUCAGGGUAAUUCAGUGCAAAAUACUGCUUUUUCAUCCUUAAAAUAGCCAAUAAGCAGGGAUAGUGCAAAUCUAGUUCUUCUAGUUUAACGCAGUGUUUCAACAUUACUCUUUAUCUGUUGCUUACAUGGACACAUCUCACUGGAGAAGGAAAGGACCUGUCUAAAGAGGCAGUAUUCUGAGACAUUCUAUACUUGGGAGUUCAUUCAUCUCUAAGGACAUGUCUACAUGUUGCCUUUUGGAAGUACUAAUGCACGGCGCAGUACGGGCGGUUACUGUACCAUGCAUGUGGCAUACAGGUAAAUUUUGCCACUCUGUCACUGUAAUGGCACGCUAUACCUGGUGCUACACACAUAAUCACUACAUCGCCAUAGCAUGCUGUACAGCAACAUAACACAUCACAUAUGUAGACAUGCCCUAAGUGCUGCAAAAAGAAGGGCACUAUAAUCUGCUAUUUUCCUUUAUGGACACAUAUAAAGGUAACAUAGUAAAUAAGAUAAAAAUACACAUAAAAGUACAAAAAACAAAUGGGCACCUUGAGGCUCAUUAUCUUACUUGCCCAUUUACUUGCCCACCUUUUUUUUUCCUAAAGAAAGCUACAGAUACUUCAGCUGUAAUAAUCCAGUACAGAAGAUUAGUAUUUAAUAUUGAUGAAAUGGGAUUCUCAUGAUUACAUUUGACAUAUUACACACCAUUUAAACUGAUCAGGUUUUGACAGGGAAUCAUCAAUGCAUUAUAUCCUUGAUAAAUACAUCUCUCCUAAGAUAUUCUUCGGGAUAAAGAAGGCCUUAAGCAAUGAGGAUGACAUUAAUUUUAGUUUUUAUUGUACAAUGGCUACAUGUCACCUUAUGUUAUAAAAUAGUCAAAUACACAAAGUGGCAGAAUGUGGAAUGAGAAAUAAAAUCUGUUAGACCUUAAGUGUUUUGAAUAGCAUUCUACAUUAAAUAUGGAGCAAGCUUUAGUGACUAAAUAUUUAAAUUGUGUCCUAAAAAGGGCAACAGAUGCUAUCUAAUGGUAAAUAUCCAGACUACUGCAUACACCUGAGUGUUUUGUGCUGGCAGAGGCAAAAUUGCUGGUGUGAGCUAAAAGAAUAAAGCAUUCUGCAAUGCUUAUGCUGUAGGAACCCCCAGCUCCAAAUCCUAUCGCCUCUCUGGAAGAAAACUUGUAGCUAUUUUCCUUCCUUACCUUCCUGCACUACAACCGUAUACUGAAAGGAAUUCAUAUGCUUUUUUGCGUCUGAUACAUAGAGUUUGCAUAUUGUACUUAAGUUGUAAUCCGGUUGCUGUUGAAACUUUUUUUUUUAAUUUUAGGGGGAAAAGUACUGUAGCAUUACAAUCAUGUGUACUUAGUAUUACAUAUUACAAGUUGCUAGGCCAACAGAAAGCAGCACUGACUGUAUUAAUAUUGAUUAGCAUGAUGUGGAAUCACACUCAGCUGUUGGUUUUUGCAGUGUGAUAUAAAAAGCAAAAAUGAACCGCUGUGCAGUUUGGCAUAUAUUUGCUUUACAGUGUGUAAAGUUCUAGUUAUUUUGCAAAAAUGUACUUUAUUUGGGAAUAUGCCGUUAUGAAGGAAAUGUUUGGGUUUUUUUCAAAGGAUGGGAAUUAUUACCGGAUUCUUUGAUGUAUUGAUAUAAUUUGGCUUUUGUUAUGCAAAAAGUUAACACCAGCUAUUAAAAUAUAUUUUAGUAGAAAUGCUUUAAUUCCUGUUUUUUUCCCUCUACACUGUGAAUCUUUAAGCCUUGGUGGACUAGAGCAACAUCAUGCUGCCCAAGCUACUAACCUAUGCAAACUAGUUCACAUUUUAGUUGUCACAGUGGAUGUAACAUAAAAAUUUAUUUUGCAUAACAUGAUAUGGCGUUCAAAUAAAAUAGUAAACCCAGCAUUAUGUAUGUAUUAUAUUAAUAAACAACAUGCUUCAAAGCUACCAUACCCAUUAAUAUAGUUUAUAAGAGUUGAUUAUUUUUUUUCUUUAACUAAGGAUGCUUUACAUUUUUCAGACAUAAAUGGAAAAUAUGCCAUAAAUAUGGCUGAAAUCUGGUUACCAGCAGUGUUUUCCUAAAAUAGCAUUUUAUUUCAGAAAUGCGCUUUUUUUAGGAGAUGAAUAUGCUUUCUUCAGACUGUAUUUGUAACCCAUCAAUAGCACAUUCAUUUCACAUUUCAUCUCCCUUGGUUUGCUUAAAUAAAUACAG
Messenger RNA from Alligator sinensis (Chinese alligator), 8976 nucleotides. It is a transcript of the gene NEBL, whose product is annotated as nebulette. The transcript has 29 exons. Lineage: Eukaryota; Metazoa; Chordata; Crocodylia; Alligatoridae. Bases 127 to 3309 code for a protein of 1060 amino acids. Gene Ontology annotation, cellular component: Z disc. The record is from RefSeq and is a predicted model, not a curated record. Gene Ontology annotation, biological process: cardiac muscle thin filament assembly. Gene Ontology annotation, molecular function: actin filament binding.